Messenger RNA from Pan troglodytes (chimpanzee), 3831 nucleotides. It is a transcript of the gene CAP1, whose product is annotated as cyclase associated actin cytoskeleton regulatory protein 1. The transcript is spliced from 13 exons. Gene Ontology annotation, cellular component: cytoplasm. Gene Ontology annotation, biological process: cell morphogenesis; actin filament organization; cytoskeleton organization. Gene Ontology annotation, molecular function: adenylate cyclase binding; actin binding. The coding region runs from base 1290 to 2714 and encodes 474 amino acids. NCBI's taxonomy places the organism in Eukaryota, Metazoa, Chordata, Mammalia, Primates, Hominidae. The record is from RefSeq and is a predicted model, not a curated record.
AGAAGCCGGAUUUCAGCAGAGUGGGUGCAGGAUCUGCUUUAAUUCUGCUCAUCUUAUUCUCGGGGACCACACCCUGCGCGCCGGGAGGAAGGGCUCCAAAACCACAGGGCGGAGGCUUCCGCGCGGCCCCAGACCUGACCAUCUAUGGUCACAGAACACACCGACCAAACAGGAAGUGGGGUGAGAGCGGAGGGUUCCCUACCUUCCCAGCCCCGCGACUGCCAGCCGGGCUGGGGCUGACCCACCGCGCCCUCACUGACCCCCACGCCCUGCGCCCAGUCUCCGCAAGUCCUCCGACAACAAUGUCCAGACUAAUUGCCUUCCCACGUCACAAACGGGGAAACCGAGGUAUGCACGCCCAGAGACAGGCGGAGCUUGGCCUCGAUCCCCACCGAGAGCUGACGGCCGCCCGGAUUCCCGCCCUCAGAGAAUCCUGGCCCCCAGUCGUUCCAAGAACAUUUACGGACUGCAGCUUAAAGGACCCGGCCUCUGCCAUUGAGACCAAACUGACAGAGGAACUGGUCACUCUUCUGUUCUUUCCAGAGACGAGCUUAGCCAGGGACUUCUGCCCUUCCUGGGCCCGGGCCUCGGGGGCGAUUCCGGGUAGGUAAAGCGGAACGAGGGCGUGGCCUCUCUUGUGAGCCCGCCCUCCCCGCGUCGCUCCCGCCUUGAGGGAGGGGCUCUUUCCCAAGUGCCCUCUGUGAGAGCCGGGCCGCUCUCUCCGGGGCGUGGCGAAGAGGGGCGGAGUCACGAGCGGGGCGGUGAGACUUCCUGCCCAGUCGCGGGCCAGCCUAGCGCUUCAGCCGGCGGCUCAUUUCCGGUGGGGGCGCCGCGCCCAGUGAGGGCCCGGAAGUGGGUCGCGCGGAGAUUGCUGGGCGGUUCUUGCCGGAAGCGGAGAGCGGCUGAUCGCAGUCCGGAGGUGAGGCGGAACUCUGAGGUGAGGGUGUGCAGCUUGGUAGGGUUUGGGGUCCCUUCCGGGGCCCAUCGGCCCCUGGUGUUGUUAAUGGCCCUUCUGGCCUACGCGCGUGUCGUGAACCCUGCCGAGAGGGCCGGGGCUGAGGCCCUCAGGCCGACCCGGACACUUGGGCGCGGUCUCUUGAGGUGGGGCCGGGGUGAGCAGCUGAGUCCGGGUGCCCCGGGGAGGCCCCUCUGCCCGAUUUCGCAGCGCUGCCCAUCAGCUUCAGCGGAGGCCUGAUUCCUGACGUGCUCUGACUGGAAGGAACCUCCGAGAUCGGAGAGUCUUCCCUGUCUCCUGUUGAUGCUCCCAUUGCACUGAUAGGUGGUCCAUUAUGGCUGACAUGCAAAAUCUGGUAGAAAGAUUGGAGAGGGCAGUGGGCCGCCUGGAGGCAGUAUCUCAUACCUCUGACAUGCACCGUGGGUAUGCAGACAGUCCUUCAAAAGGAGCAGCUCCAUAUGUGCAGGCAUUUGACUCGCUGCUUGCUGGUCCUGUGGCAGAGUACUUGAAGAUCAGUAAAGAGAUUGGGGGAGACGUGCAGAAACAUGCGGAGAUGGUCCACACAGGUUUGAAGUUGGAGCGAGCUCUGUUGGUUACAGCUUCUCAGUGUCAACAGCCAGCAGAAAAUAAGCUUUCCGAUUUGUUGGCACCCAUCUCAGAGCAGAUCAAAGAAGUGAUAACCUUUCGGGAGAAGAACCGAGGCAGCAAGUUGUUUAAUCACCUGUCAGCUGUCAGCGAAAGUAUCCAGGCCCUGGGCUGGGUGGCUAUGGCUCCCAAGCCUGGCCCUUAUGUGAAAGAAAUGAAUGAUGCCGCCAUGUUUUAUACAAACCGAGUCCUCAAAGAGUACAAAGAUGUGGAUAAGAAGCAUGUAGACUGGGUCAAAGCUUAUUUAAGUAUAUGGACAGAGCUGCAGGCUUACAUUAAGGAGUUCCAUACCACCGGACUGGCCUGGAGCAAAACGGGGCCUGUGGCAAAAGAACUGAGCGGACUGCCAUCUGGACCCUCUGCCGGAUCAGGUCCUCCUCCCCCUCCACCAGGCCCCCCUCCUCCCCCAGUCUCUACCAGUUCAGGCUCAGAUGAGUCCGCUUCCCGCUCAGCACUGUUCGCGCAGAUUAAUCAGGGGGAGAGCAUUACACAUGCCCUGAAACAUGUAUCUGAUGACAUGAAGACUCACAAGAACCCUGCCCUGAAGGCUCAGAGUGGUCCAGUACGCAGUGGCCCCAAACCAUUCUCUGCACCUAAACCCCAAACCAGCCCAUCCCCCAAACGAGCCACAAAGAAGGAGCCAGCUGUACUUGAACUGGAGGGCAAGAAGUGGAGAGUGGAAAAUCAGGAAAAUGUUUCCAACCUGGUGAUUGAGGACACAGAGCUGAAACAGGUGGCUUACAUAUACAAGUGUGUCAACACGACAUUGCAAAUCAAGGGCAAAAUUAACUCCAUUACAGUAGAUAACUGUAAGAAACUUGGCCUGGUAUUCGAUGACGUGGUGGGCAUUGUGGAGAUAAUCAACAGUAAGGAUGUCAAAGUUCAGGUAAUGGGUAAAGUGCCAACCAUAUCCAUCAACAAAACAGAUGGCUGCCAUGCUUACCUGAGCAAGAAUUCCCUGGAUUGUGAAAUAGUCAGUGCCAAAUCUUCCGAGAUGAACGUCCUCAUUCCUACAGAAGGCGGUGACUUUAAUGAAUUCCCAGUUCCUGAGCAGUUCAAGACCCUAUGGAACGGGCAGAAGUUGGUCACCACAGUGACAGAAAUUGCUGGAUAAGCGAAGUGCCACUGGGUUCUUUGCCCUCCCUUCACACCAUGGGAUAAAUCUGUAUCAAGACGGUUCUUUUCUAGAUUUCCUCUACCUUUCUGCUCUUAAAACUGCUUCUCUGCUCUGAGAAGCACAGCUACCUGCCUUCACUGAAAUAUACCUCAGGCUGAAAUUUGGGGUGGGAUAGCAGGUCAGUUGAUCUUCUGCAGGAAGGUGCAGCUUUUCCAUAUCAGCUCAACCACGCCGCCAGUCCAUUCUUAAGGAACUGCCGACUAGGACUGAUGAUGCAUUUUAGCUUUGAGCUUUUGGGGGUUAUUCUACCAACAAACAGUCCAUUGGAAAGAAAACAGUCCCUGGAAUUAACAGAUCAGAAUGUUCACACUGGUUAAUCUUUUUUUAACAAUGAGCAUGAAGGUAGCAGAAGCUGGUGUGUUUCCAGAUGGUUCUUCUAACCAAACUAAUUUUUCACUGUUGACAAGCGAGGCAAGGGUUGCACUGGACCAAAGGCUGAGGCUUGGCCAUCUAGCAUUCCAUACAAAAUUGUUUCCUAUAAGCAUUCCUUUUAUUCUCUAUUCUAUCCUGGGUCUGCCUCAACUGUGAGAUAGGAGAGUCUCUGGUACUAGCUGCUGUAGCAGUGCCCUUCAUCCAGGGCAGUUAAUGGAGUCUUGGACCCUUUCUUUCUCUGGGAUCCCUGCCCAGCACCUUCCUAUAGAGAUGACUUUAAAAGGAAAAAACAAAACAAAAAAAACACCACACGAUUUCAAGGAGUCUGGCAUUCCUGAAUCCUCCUUCCCUGCCAGGUGCCUGUCACCUGUCUUCACUGCCUCCUUUUCCCUGUCAUGCUCAUCAGCUUAUGGCUUCUGUCUAAGCACCUGAACAGAGGACUGAAACCUCCACUGCAGGCUGGUUUUAGGUCUUGAAUUAUGUAAGAAUCUUGCACAGCACUGCUAAUGUAAAUUUCAGUUGUUUUUCCCUCUAGGACAAACACUUACCAAAAUAUGCAACUUUUUUUUGGUGGGAAGAGAGAUUGUCCUGUGAUUUCUACCCAUUUCCUGAGGCCUGUGGAAAUAAACCUUUAUGUACUUAAAGUUAUACAGAAAAUAGAAUAAAGUUAAUACCAAACUUG